Molecule: messenger RNA, 1992 nt
Organism: Chara braunii
Lineage: Eukaryota; Viridiplantae; Streptophyta; Charophyceae; Charales; Characeae
Source: the annotation of a GenBank genome assembly
ACUAGGGCAGUUAUGAACAACCAGCCACUCUCGCAAAAAAAAAAAAUUCAUGUGCAGGCUAGGUAAAAGGAAUGGCGACAGGAGAAGAGAGCGAUGACCGGCAGAGCAGGGGGAGCCAGGGUACGAAUGGGGACGAGGAACGAAACGAGGGAUCUGUGAAGGAUCGAGAGUUAGCCAAACCGAAAGGGACCCGAGAAAAUGGGAAGGACCUUUCAACAGGAGAAAGUUCCGGGAAAGCUGGGGGUAGCAAAAGAAGACCUCAGAAAAACAGGGAAGGGGGAAACGAUACGAAAACGAGCCCUCGGAACGCAGCAGGAGUCACCCCUAAGAAAACGAAAGUCUUGGAUACCCGCCGCAAGCUGGCAGAGAUAGAAAGGCAGACUGCAGAAUUUAAGGCAAGACUUAUUGAGCAGAUGAUGGCCGGGGAUGGAGAGGAUCCACAGGGUACAGGGUCACGAGAGGGACGCGGGACCGGUCAGGACGAGGCCAGGUAUGAAGGGAAGGAUAAUAGUCAUAGGGGAACGCCUAACAAGAUGGGGAAGAACAAGGACGACCCCCCGGCGGAAGGGACGGAAAACGCUAUGACUCUACCUGCCAUCGACAGCGGCGCUAGCCGAUUGCCCGCCACGCCGAAAGUAACAGGGGCAAGCGAUGGACUCUGGAGCCUUAGGGAAAGGGUGCUAGGUUGGUUCGACCCAGAAGGAACGCCGAAAACCAGGGAGAAGCAGAGGGAAAGCAAGGGAGGGGAAGGGACUAGUGCAGCAGGAGAAGGGGGUAGCUCCGAAGAUGACCUCAAGAGGAUAGUCACCACCCUCACCCGGGCACUAAAUAAAAAUCAGGGGUAUCUCGCAGACGCGAAGAAGAAACUCACGUUUGAUGGGGCAAAUAUUACGGAGUUUCUGAUAGAUUAUGAGAACCUGGCAGCCCUACUAAAAUGGACGGAAGAGGAAAAGAUGGAUCACUUGGGGCAGCACGUGUCGCUGAGCCUAGGAAGGGAUAUCAUGGCUAUCGUCGCCGCUAGCGGAUCUUGGAAAGAGACACGGAAUGAGAUGAUGAGAAAGUACCUGAAGGCAGAGAAAAUGGCAACAGAAGCUGAAUUAGCAGCAGUUCAAAGGAAAAACUAUGCGACUAACAACAAUUUUCUGAGAGCAUUUACGCUAGUGGCUCUGCGAAUCCCCGGGGUAACGGACCGCAUAAUGAGUAAGUACUUCCUCAGGCAGUUCUCCGAGUUUGAUAAGGACAAGAUUCUGUCAGCAUACCAGCAGACCAGCAAGUUCGAAUACACGAGGGAUGUGGAUUUCAGCACUGUAACAGACCUUGCGGAAAAGACAGUGGUGACCGAAACACUAGCCCUGCUUAAGGAAGGGGAAGUCAUAGACCUGAUGGCAAGGACGGGAGAUAAGGUCAAGAAGGGCAUAGAAAGCUUGCACAAGAAGGCAAGCCCGAGACUGCUUAAGGGGCUCAGGCACUUGCUAUCUCGCAGACGCGUAAAAGUAGACGAGGCUCCGGAACCUCAGGAACAGGAAGCCGAGGAGGCCGAGACGUCGCAAGAAGUCUCUAACCUCCAAAGCGUUCCUGAAAGACUGGAAGAUCUGGAAAAAGUUUUUGUUGAUAUCCGUCUGAGCCUGCCGGACCGAGAAGGGGGCGAGGUCAUGAGAGCACCACCCAACACUAAACUUAGCUUUCACGUGUUGCCUGUGGGAAAACUUAAAGUCCAGAUCGGAACUCAUCACACCGAUGCACUAGUGGACGGCGGAGCAGAAAUCACCCUCAUACGACGGGACUUCGCAACUAUCACAGGGUGCACAGUAAACAAGGAAGUAGCAGGGAGUAUCAGGGGAGCCGGCGGAGAAAUUCCCUUCACUGGGUAUGUCACCAAAUGCGCGGUCAGGGCAGGAAUCCGAGAGUCCAUCUAGUCUUUCCAACGGAUGACCGUCAUGGAAGAAAUUAACCAUGACAUAAUCCUUGGGAGACCAUGGUGCGCCAACGUAG